AUGUCGUUCAUGACAUUUGAAUAUUUCUUAUAUCUAGGUGGAUUUCAAGGUGAAGUCAAGUUUCAAUUAACCUAUUCAUCUGGAGGCGCCAUUGACGCAAGCGUUGCCCUACGCGAAGUCAAUUCUGUUUUUCAUCGAGGAACAGAAGGAGCACCACCAGUGUAUAGUAUGGCGGCAGCUGAUCUUUACGAGCCACCUCCUCCGUCGUACCAAUCAGCUCAAAAUGCACACAACAGUUUUGCAGAUACAAAUAUGUUUGUUUCGCCUGCACCGGCACCGUACGCUGGUGUCUAUCAACGUCAACCGACAGGUUUACCACGUGCUGAAUUCGUUCCGCAAUCUUCGGAGAUGCCAUUUACAGACGUAACUCAUUCACCUCAAUUGGCCUAUCAAAAUAAUGGUUGUGGUGGACAAAUGUACAUUCCACAAAUGAAUGGCGAAAAAAAUUACCAAGCGCCGCCAUCUUAUGAGCAAUCUCAAAAUGAUUUCCAAGAAAAGAAAUCUGCUUAA
Adineta ricciae is the source of this 510-nucleotide messenger RNA. NCBI's taxonomy places the organism in Eukaryota, Metazoa, Rotifera, Eurotatoria, Adinetida, Adinetidae. The record is from the annotation of a GenBank genome assembly.